AAUUAAGGACAAUACAAAAACUUUUUCCCAUUAUUUAAAAUUUUUUUAGUUGUCAUGUGUGAAGUCUGGAAAUUCCAGAGAGAUUGAUAACUCAAGUGGGUCAACUGCCAUGACCUGGUAUUCUGUUACUGAUAAGAAGCUGGUUAGAUUUGCAUAAAAGGCCGCAAUUUCAAUAGAUUUUCAAUAUAUUUACAAUGAAGUCGGCACUGUGUGCACUCUUCUCAAUUCUGAUAGCUGCUUCAGCGACACCGGAUCACGACAUAAUUAUCGGAGGCAACUGUGUGGAAUGUGUGACAAAUCGUCCCGCCGUGGAAUAUAUAAGUGGAAACCAAGGAAAUGACCGUAGUAGACCUCAACAAGGAUAUGACCAUGCUAGACCUGGUCUAGGAUAUGACCGUACCAGACCUCAACAAGGAUAUGACAAUUAUAGACCUCAACAAGGAUAUAACCGUACCAGACCUCAACAAGGAUAUGACAAUUCUAGACCUCAACAAGGAUAUGUCAACUAUGAGCAAAGCCAAGCUCAACCAGUAUAUGGCAAUAACUACAAUGACCCACAGAACACACUUCGACCAGGCUAUAAUAAUGAUAACUAUAAUACAGCAGCGACGGGACAAACCUACAAUCCCAAUAACUGGCGUUCAUCCGGCCAAAAUAACUAUGGCAAUACUCAUUAUACCAAUCCACACUUCGGAGUUCAACGCGGAUAUAGCAACAACUACCUGAACACAGAAGGAAACUCCUAUAGCAACGCUGCUCAAUCAAACUAUGGAAAUACCUUCACCAGACUCAAUUUAAUUCAUCUAAUCUUAUUUAGCUUUGUUUUCAGAGUCUUAAAUAAUUUAAAAUAAAACUUAUUUUUCGAACAAA
Drosophila innubila is the source of this 870-nucleotide messenger RNA. RefSeq names its product probable ATP-dependent RNA helicase ddx42. The record is from RefSeq and is a predicted model, not a curated record. The transcript is spliced from 2 exons. Bases 195 to 851 code for a protein of 218 amino acids. NCBI's taxonomy places the organism in Eukaryota, Metazoa, Arthropoda, Insecta, Diptera, Drosophilidae.